This is a messenger RNA of Poecilia latipinna (sailfin molly), 2109 nucleotides long. It is a transcript of the gene pacsin3, whose product is annotated as protein kinase C and casein kinase substrate in neurons 3. Gene Ontology annotation, biological process: regulation of endocytosis; cytoskeleton organization; plasma membrane tubulation. The coding region runs from base 531 to 1868 and encodes 445 amino acids. Gene Ontology annotation, molecular function: phospholipid binding; protein binding. NCBI's taxonomy places the organism in Eukaryota, Metazoa, Chordata, Actinopteri, Cyprinodontiformes, Poeciliidae. Gene Ontology annotation, cellular component: plasma membrane; cytoplasm; endosome. The record is from RefSeq and is a predicted model, not a curated record. The transcript has 11 exons.
GAAUGGAUAUUGUGGUGAGCAGCAUCUGAUUACAGAAACGCCAGCAGGCUCGGAGGGGGUAGACGCUCACUAUCAGCAGGGGAAGCAACAUUUAAUUCCCCUGUGACGAAAACAAACUUCUUUUACCUCCGUAGGAAGCAUAAAAUUCGACUCUUUUUCUAUUUUAAACCGGAGCGAAGAGGAAAAGUCCGCAGUUCUGUCGCCGGAUCAGGAGGUUUGAGGUCGGCAUAAAUGGCUGAAGGGGGCCGACUGUCGACGGAGUAAAACCUGCAGGAUGUCGCAGUUUGUGGAGGUGUGAAUUCAGAAGCCAGGCGGCGUGCUUUAAGGCGAAUAUCGACGUUUUACGGCUAAAUAAGAAGAGCUUGAGGCUGCUGGAGGAUUCAGUUUGGUUUGUUCCGCCAGCGCGGAGUUAAACAGGCUGCUGGAGAAACAGGCCGUCUUCUGUUUGGACAUCUGUCCAUUUGUAUUUUCGUCUCUGAUAAGUCUCGUGUGCCGCCGCCAUCAUUCCGUGCUGCAGGGCCGACCCCAACAUGUCUUCCAACGGAGACGUCAGCGACCUCGGCAGCUCCGACAGCUUCUGGGAGCCGGGUAACUAUAAAAGGACGGUGAAGCGGAUCGAUGACGGCCACCGGCUGUGCAACGAGCUCGUUAGCUGCUUCCAGGAGAGAGCCAAGAUCGAGAAGAGCUACGCUAUUCAGCUGAGCGACUGGUCCAAAAGGUGGAGGGGCAUCGUUGAAAAAGGCCCUCAGUACGGGACUCUGGAGAAAGCGUGGCACGCCUUCAUGCAGGCAGCCGACCGCCUUAGCGAGCUGCACAUGGAGCUGCGGGAGCGGCUAGCGGGCGAGGACAGCGAGAAAGUCCGUUACUGGCAGAAGGACGCUUUCCACAAGCAGAUGAUGGGAGGCUUCAGGGAGACGAAGGACGCAGACGACGGGUUCAGGAAAGCUCAGAAACCCUGGGUCCGCAAGCUGAAAGAGGUGGAGUCCAGUAAGAAAAGCUACCAUCAGGCCAAGAAGGAGGAGUGGACGGCCAUUUCCAGGGAAACGCAUGCCAAGGCUGACCCGUCCAAAUCCCAGGAGGAAGUCCGCAAAUUCACGGUCCGGACCGAGCGCUGCAACCAAGAGGCUGAGAAGGCGAAGGAGCGCUACGCCAAGGCCCUGGAGGAGCUGAACCGCUGCAACCCUCGCUACAUGGAGGACAUGGAGCAAGUGUUCGACCUCACGCAGGAGGCAGAACGGAAGAGACUGCGCUUCUUCAAAGACGUCCUGCUGGACAUCCACACGCACCUCGACCUGUCCGCUAAAGACAGCUUUAAGAACCUGCACCAGGAUCUGGGUCAGACCAUACGGGCGGCCAACGAUACUGAAGACCUGCGGUGGUGGAGGAACACCCACGGACCGGGGAUGAGCAUGAACUGGCCCCAGUUUGAGGAGUGGUCUCCAGAUUCAAGCCGCUCCAUCAGCAGGAAGGAGCGAGGAGGAAACUCUGAGGAGAACGUCGUCACCCUCACCAACAUCGUGUCGUCUGGUGGAGGAGACGCCCCGCCCAGUCCCAUCGCUAUGGAAACGGGCAGGGUGAAGGAUUACUCAUCGGACUGGUCAGACGAGGAGAGUCCCAAGAAGGCUUUGGCGGUGAAUGGCGUCGGGGAGGCGAAGGAGGAGGAGGAGGAGGAGGAGCAGGCGGAGGGCGUGGCGGUGAGAGCGCUGUACGAUUACACGGGUCAGGAGGCGGACGAGCUCAGCUUUAAAGCAGGCGAUGAGCUGAUGAAGCUCGGUGAGGAAGAUGAGCAGGGCUGGUGUAAAGGACGGCUGAGGAGUGGCCAGGUUGGCCUUUAUCCCGCCAACUACGUCCAGGUCAUCGCUUCCUGAUGGCCCCAACCCCUCUGGUCAACUGAGCCAAUCAGAAAGCUGCACACCACCCACCAGGAACAAGUGGAGGCUUUCCGUACUGACCCGAGGAAAAUGAUUCCUGCGGUUCUGAAAGUCUGUCUUUGUCAUCGGAAAGAGGAGAACAGAACUAUAAUAUCUGCCAGCUGUCAUUCAACUCCAGCAGGAAAAUAAGUUUCUGAUCAGAUCAUUAAACCCACAAAAGAGGAUAAUCAAUCAGCAA